UCAUCACCCAUGACGACCAUUAUAGCGAAGUUUGUGCAUCUAGACGGGUCAAAAGUGACAGAGAGGAUCGUCGGACUGGGUGGGACUGGCAUCGUAAUACAGCAGGGGCAGUAUGCGCUCAAGAUACCUCGACUGUCUAGGGACAUCGAAAUCGACGGAGUACUUCUGAUCAACGACAGCUCAACCCCUGAAGCAGGCGACUACGAUAUACGGUCUGAUCUUAUUAGCUCAUUAGAGCGAGAAAGGGCUGUCUACAGAAGACUAGGGAAUUAUCCGGGGAUCGUACACUGCUAUAACCUAUCAUCAACUGACCAUUCAAUUCAAAUGGAUCUAAUGAAGAAAGGUGAUCUUCGACAUUACUUGGCUCAACUCGAAAUAAGGCCCGAAAAAAAAAUCCAACUAUCCUGGCUUGCAAACAUGGCACAAACCCUAGGGUAUAUCCACGAUCGACGUGUUAUAGUCGCCGAUAUUCGGUUGGAUAAUCUCUUACUCGACGACCAGUUAGCCAUUCGCUUCAGUGAUUUCGGGGAAUCAACAUUGAUGCCUCUUGAUUGGGAUCUGGAUGGCGACGACGAUGAUGGUUACUCAAUUUUGACUGAUCUUGGACAAUUUGGUGCAGUAAUGUUUGAGAUUGUGACUGGUCAAGGUUGUAAAUUUGACCUUAUGCAGAACUGGAAGGAUGUAGGGGACCCAUUAACUUGGCCGCGACGAGACACUCUACCAUCGACAAGCGAUGUAUGGCUAGGUCAUAUUAUCGAAAAAUGCUGGACUCAAGGAUUCAGGUCAGCAAAAGACCUGGCAGAAGAGUUGGACAAUGUCGUUCUUAACGAGAACUGAGUGCAACAGUGCGGACAUUACAGCAGGAAACAUGGGCAAUACAUGAGUGCAGCGCGAGCGGGAAGCUGACUCUUACCGCGGUGCGGUCGCAGGACCUGGGCGAGCGAGAGGCUGUAGAUAUUGGGUGACAGUGUGCGAUAGUUCACGGCACAGGUAUCAUUCAGGGACAAAGUCGACCACAUUGAGCCUGUCUACAGCUGGGAGAUUCCUUGC
This is a messenger RNA of Exophiala oligosperma, 1050 nucleotides long. RefSeq lists its product as uncharacterized. NCBI's taxonomy places the organism in Eukaryota, Fungi, Ascomycota, Eurotiomycetes, Chaetothyriales, Herpotrichiellaceae. Gene Ontology annotation, biological process: peptidyl-serine phosphorylation; intracellular signal transduction. The record is from RefSeq and is a predicted model, not a curated record. The transcript has a single exon. Bases 10 to 837 code for a protein of 275 amino acids. Gene Ontology annotation, molecular function: protein serine/threonine kinase activity; ATP binding.